UGAGAACGGCGUAGGCAGAAGUCGGGACUAGCACUGAGUCAAGCUCACUCCCUCACUCCCUCACUCCCUUCUCUCACUCCCUCGAGUCGCAUUCCUCUGAUAGGCAUCGGGAGCAGCCGCUCGCAUACCUGUCGUAUUCCUCACCAAAGCUGCACUUCCGUAAGUCAUGUCGGUCGGGUGGCCGAAAAACAAUGCGAACGAUCUCGGCUGAUCUUGGCGUUUUCGGACUUUUCGAUGAAGACAGAAAGUUUUUGACACAACUCCAGUUGACCUGAGCGAAAGAUGGAUCGUGUUUCCCACCGAAAGUCUCAGACCGUGUAAGCUCCCGGAACAGGUGUGACAGCGAAUGAAGGGAAGAUGGGGGGCUGCUUGAAAUGGUGCUACCAGACCUGCACCUGCUGUCUGAGCGAAGAAGAACGAAAUUCUAUCGCUAUAGACAAGGAAAUCAAAAAAAUUCUUGCUGACCAGAAGAAGCGAGAACGCAGAGAAAUAAAAGUGCUCCUGCUAGGCACGGGAGAGAGUGGAAAAACAACGUUUAUCAAGCAGAUGAGGAUCAUUCAUGGGAAUGGAUACACUGAAGAAGACAGACGCGCCUUCACCAAACAGGUUUUCCAGAACAUCUUUACAGCAAUUAAGGCCAUGACGACAGCCAUGUCAGCCCUCAGGAUUCCAUACACCAACCAAAAGAAUGAGACAUAUGCUCAGCUCAUUCAAGCUGUAGAUAUCCAUCAGGUGACCCACCUGGAGCAUAUAUAUGUGGAUGCUAUUCAGUCUUUGUGGGUUGAUGCUGGAGUCAAAAUCUGCUACAGUCGUAGGCGAGAGUACCAACUACUGGACUCCACUGAAUACUUCAUGACAAACCUGAUGCGCAUCGCGGCUAAUGACUACAUCCCCACUGCUCAGGAUGUGCUGCGGGUGCGUUUCCCAACCACUGGCAUUAACGACUACUCCUUCGUAGUGGAGAAGAUAACACUCAGGAUUGUGGAUGUUGGGGGACAGAAAUCAGAGAGGAGGAAAUGGAUCCACUGCUUCGAGAAUGUGACGUCGCUCAUCUUCUUGGCUUCGCUUAGCGAGUACGAUCAGGUCCUGGAGGAGAACCAGAAAGAUAACCGUAUGCAGGAGAGUCUGACGCUUUUCUACACUACCAUCCACUCACCCUGGUUCGCCAAUUCCUCUAUCAUCCUCUUUCUAAAUAAAAUGGACAUUCUAGCUGAGAAGAUCAAGAUAUCCGACCUGCAGAACUACUUCCCUAGGUUUCAUGGCAAGAAACGGGACCCCGAAGCAGCCAUGGACUUCAUCCGUGAGAUGUAUAAGCUACAGGCACAGAACCCUGAUAAGAAGGAAAACAAGACCAUUUACCCACAUUUCACCUGUGCCACAGACACCAACAACAUCCGCAUGGUGUUCAGUGAUGUGAAAGACACAGUGCUCAUUAAGUCUCUGCAGGAAUAUGGUGUGCUGUGACCAGACCAUGUCAUGACUGCUUCUGAAGAUUGUGGAUAAACCCACCUCACCCCUUCAUGUGUUUUCAGUGUCACAGUUCGUCUAAUUGUUUUGGGUGGUAGACAGACAUUGCAGUUGGCUUAGCUGAAGAAAUCAUUAUGGCUUCACAGUCACAUGCAACAAUGAAAACUGAUAUUUUUGCGUUUAUUUUCUCUUCCUACUUGUGUGCAAGGCAGCAAUGCUGUGGUGAAAAUGAAAACGCUUUGCAUUUUGGGUCCUUCUGUGCAGUGCCUGCUGGAGGAACUCGCUGUACACACACAAGUGAUCCACCAAGUUCACGAGAAAUCUGAAUUCUCCCAGUGAGAACAUUAGAAUGAAGGAAACUUUUUUAGACGGAGUGUUUUCACUUCUCUUAAAAGGAUGCUGCGUAUUUGUUCUUUAUUUCUGGGGUUCUGUAAUUAGUUGGUGUUGCGGUAAAAAUAGAACACAAAUUGUAGUUUGAUGUUUCAACAUCUUUACAGUCAAAUAUAAGGGCUCAAUUUCUUCCUUUGGUACUAUGUUUUAUGUCCUAUCUAGGGAUAAUUUUCAUAUUUUUGUUUUUCACUCUGUCCUUUCCUGCUCAAUAUGCAACUGUAUUUUGCUUUAAUAAGAGAAUAGAUGUUCUCAGUGAAAUUUAUAUUUAUCAUGUGGUUAUAGUACUGUGUCCAGCAAAUGUUAUGAAUAUAGGUGCUUUGUAACAUAUAGAAUAAGCUCAAUUCGUAGUUUUAAACAACUGAAGAUAAAAUGUCCCAAAGUAUUGAAAGUUAAAAAACUCACUUUUUAACCUACCUACAUUUUUUUAAUUGCAUUUGGGAUAUAAGUUUUCAAUGAACAAACAGCACAUAUGUGUUGGCUAAGCCUAAACUCAAUCCAAGGUUAUAUAUCCACUGAUGCUACUUAUUAGUUAUUUUUAUAAUUGUGAAAACAUUUUGGACAAGACAUGGCAAAAUUACACGCCUAAAACCUAAUUAAAUUGUCAUUUGUCAUCAGAAAAGUUUAGUAACUCAUUCACUCAGUUAUGUUUAGUUUAUUUUUAUCCUAGUCGGGGUUGAAGUGUGUCUGAAGCUUGUUCCAGGAAAACAGGACGUGAGGCAGGAAUACAUCCUAGGUGAGACACCGUCAUGUAACAUUGACGCUGUGCACUGUCAAUAUUUUAUACAGACAGUUCACAUAUUGUUGGGUUUUAAGCAGGUGAGAGGAAACAAGAAAUGUAACCCUCAGAGAACACAGAAACUCAAGGCACACAGAAACCCAAGCUCCAGAUAGAGACAGAGAUUCCUACACUGUGAGGUGGCAAUGCUACUGUAGCAAUUUCACCAUCUUUAUGUAUGUCAUUCAUAAUACAAAUCAUAAUUAUUACUUAGCAUAUGAUUAUAUAUGAGCAUAGUAAUUAUUCGUCCUGCUCACAAACAAUGUCAACUGUUUGCAGUAAUUACCAAUAUUAUAUGGUUGAGCUUUUUGUUGUCAUGGUGCAUGAUUUAUGAGGAAAAAGGGAAAGUACCAAAAGGCAUCUUGACUGAUUUUUGUCCCCUAAAUGCUCACUUCCUUUUCUGUUUAAAAUUCUGUAGAUUUAUUUUUAUGUUGCAUGUGUCAAAGAACAGCUGCUGCUUUAACUCUAACCAGGUAGCCUAACUUUAAUUCAUGGUUAUAUAUUCACCAAACCCGUUCAUGCCUACUUUUAUUCUGUUGAAAAUUUUGUAGGUUGUUCUCCGUUUUUACCUAACGAUUUUAAAGUGUUAGCAUUUGCUGUUUACUUCUGACCACUUAACUGCCAGUUCAUUUAAACUUGUCCACCACGGUUAGAAAUAAUAAAAUAUUACCACACACACACACACACACACAUUCCCUCCAAAGUCUUUUCAAUUCUAGUGUACUUUAAUAAAGUAAA
This is a messenger RNA of Clarias gariepinus (North African catfish), 3370 nucleotides long. Its product is annotated as guanine nucleotide-binding protein subunit alpha-11-like. The coding region runs from base 358 to 1464 and encodes 368 amino acids. Gene Ontology annotation, cellular component: heterotrimeric G-protein complex. NCBI's taxonomy places the organism in Eukaryota, Metazoa, Chordata, Actinopteri, Siluriformes, Clariidae. The transcript is spliced from 8 exons. Gene Ontology annotation, molecular function: GTPase activity; guanyl nucleotide binding; G protein-coupled receptor binding. The record is from RefSeq and is a predicted model, not a curated record. Gene Ontology annotation, biological process: adenylate cyclase-modulating G protein-coupled receptor signaling pathway; phospholipase C-activating dopamine receptor signaling pathway; action potential.